AUGGCGCACGCCGGUACUAACAAGCCGUACGCCAGUUGUGGCAAAAAUGAUGAAUCUGGACAAAGACUUGACUUGUGUUAUUGGUUCAAAGAAAAUAAGGCAAUCCAAAUUUUCUGUUUCCCACUGGAAAGUGGGGACUUUUUCUACACGGCAAUAGUUGUGAAGGACUAUGGGAAAUUUAAAAACAGCGGUGCACGGCUGCUGAAAAAGUGUGUGGUCUGUAUAAAAGUGUCAGCAUCUCAGCAGGUUUUAAGUCUACCAAGGUCGAGCAAAUAUCAGCUUGACUAUAACACCAGCACUCUAUUAAAGCACAGUUGUAUCAGUAGUAGCAUCAAAUGCAGCAUUAACAUUUCCUAUCUCCACAUGGGUAUGGCAAUGUUAAAACAAUUCUUCCCUUUCAUGCAUGUUGUUUUUCUGUUGUGCUUGCAUUUUGGUUGUCCGAGUGUAUCCGGCUCUAUGCAUGGCGGGAACGAGACUGACAGUCAGGCCUUGCUUGCGUUCAAGGCUGCAAUAACGGGCGAUUCCUCUGGAGCUCUGAACACAUGGAAUGAAUCCAUCCACUUUUGUGAAUGGGUUGGUGUAACAUGUGGCCGUCGACACGAGAGAGUUGUUGUGUUGAAGCUAAACCAUCAGAAAUUGGAAGGGUCCAUUUCACGUCACAUUGGAAAUUUGAGUUUUCUUAGGGAACUAUGGUUGCGUAACAAUAGCUUCAGUCAAACAAUACCCCCGGAACUUGGCCGCUUGCAAAGACUGCAAAAAAUAUCGCUGCUCAGUAAUUCACUUACCGGUGAAAUUCCAGUCAAUAUAUCUCGUUGCUAUAACCUUGUUGCCUUUGAAAUUUCUAGCAAUAAAUUGGCAGGGAAAAUUCCUCCAGUGCUCGGUUCCCUAACCAAGCUCGAGGGGUUGCAUAUUGGAAGAAACAGUCUGACAGGAGGAUUACCUUCGACUAUUGGUAAUCUAUCAUCUCUUAUAACUUUGUAUGCAUCUGAAAAUAAUAUUACGGGGAAUAUACCGCGUACUCUUGGUCGGUUGAAUAAACUAGAACAACUUGUUAUAGGGAUGAACAAGUUGGUUGGUACCAUUCCUUCCUCAAUCUUUAAUCUCUCUAGAAUGACUCAUAUUCUUUUGUCAAUUAACCAAUUCCAAGGGAGCCUUCCCUCGGACCUAGGAAUCACUCUUCCUAAUCUCCGACUGCUGGAAGUUGGUGUAAACUCAUUUACCGGAUCUAUUCCUAUUUCCCUAUCUAAUGCCACCAAACUAUACGAUAUUGCUUUCAUACAAAAUGACUUUACUGGAAAAGUUCCACAUUUGGAGAAGUUGCGUGAUCUUAAGCGGUUUGGGAUCGACUACAAUCAUCUCGGUACUGGGGAAGCGGAUGACUUGAGCUUUCUCAGCUCUUUGACCAAUGCCACCAAGUUGUCUAUCAUAUCUCUGGGCGAGAAUAAUUUUGGAGGUGUGUUGCCCGAAUCAAUUAGCAAUUUGUCUGCUAAUCUAGUUACCCUAAGCUUUGUCGAAAAUAACAUAUUUGGAACCAUUCCUACCGGGAUAGGGAAUCUUAUCAAUUUACAGGCUCUUGACAUGUCGAUGAACAAUCUGAGUGGUGACAUUCUUGGUAAUAUCGUGAAGCUUCAAAACCUGCAUAUUUUGAUUCUCGGGAGGAACAAAUUCUGCGGGGAGAUCCCAUCAUCUAUUUCAAAUUUAACUUUGUUAAGUACCUUAACUUUAGCAGAAAAUAACCUGAAUGGCAGUAUCCCUUCAAGCAUGGGGAAAUUGAAAUCUUUGGAGCAGCUAUAUCUUUUUCACAACAAUCUCAGUGGUGUCAUACCCAAAGAAGUUGUCAGUCUCUCAUCAUUGUUGAGUCUAGACCUUUCGCAUAACGAUUUAAGUGGUUCCCUUCCAAUGGAAAUUGGAACUUUGAGAAAUCUAGAAAUACUUGAUGUUUCUCAGAACAUGCUGGUCGGUAGUAUUCCAAGUUCUCUCAGUAGUUGUGUAACAUUGGCAUUACUAAAUUUGGAAGGCAACAAAUUCUGGGGAAUUCUCCCUUCAACUUUGGCUACUUUGAGAGGUAUGGAGGAGUUGGAUCUCUCUCGCAAUAAUUUCUCAGGAAAAAUCCCAGACUACUUAAUUGCCUUUUCCUUUUUACAGAAAUUAAACCUCUCGUUCAAUGAUUUUGAGGGCGCCGUACCAGAGGGAGGUGUAUUCAAGAAUGCAACUGCCAUUUCUGUUAAGGGAAACAACAAGCUCUGUGGGGGCAUACCUGAAUUACAGUUGCCCAAUUGUAACUCCAAAGGGUCAAGAAGGAAACCAAUUAGUCGGACCAUGAUAAUAGUAAUUCCCAUAUCUUUUGGGCUUGUAGGACUAGUGAUGGUGUUUUGUUUCCUUUAUCUUUGUUGGUUUAGAAAAACAAGAGAACCAACCUUCUCGAAAUUUUUAGGGAUCCCACUUCUCCAAUUGUCCUACCAAAGUCUACUUAAAGCUACUGAUGGCUUUUCUCCGGCUAAUCUGAUUGGUGUGGGGAGUUUUGGUUCAGUAUAUAAAGGAAUUCUCGAUGAAGGUCGAAAAUUUGUUGCAGUAAAAGUACUAAACCUUCAAUUCCAUGGUGCUUCCAAGAGCUUUAUUUCGGAAUGUAAGGCCUUAAAGAGCAUCAAGCAUCGAAAUCUUCUAAAGGUAGUCACAGCAUGUUCAAGUGUCGAUUAUCAAGGCAACGAUUUCAAAGCACUUGUGUAUGAGUUCAUGGUCAAUGGGAGCCUAGAGAAGUGGUUGCAUCCAACUGAGAUUGAAGAUGAUUCUCACGAGGGACCAAGGAGUUUAAGCCUUCUACAAAGGUUAAACAUUGCAGUUGAUGUCGCAUCUGCACUUGAUUAUCUUCACCAUCAUUGCUCAAACCCAAUACUUCACUGUGACUUGAAACCGAGCAACAUUCUCCUAGAUGAUGAAAUGAAUGGACAUGUAGGUGAUUUUGGGUUAGCAAGAUUCCUUCAAGGAGCUACCUAUAGCUCUUCUGCAAAUCAGUCAAGUUCAAUUGGCAUAAGAGGGUCUGUUGGUUAUGCGGCUCCAGAGUAUGGCUUGGGAAAUGAGCUGUCAACUUGUGGUGAUGUUUAUAGUUAUGGCAUUCUCGUACUGGAGAUGUUUACAGGGAAGAGACCUACUGAUGGCAUGUUUGGUGAUAGCCUAACCCUCCACAACUUUGUUAAGAUGUCUCUUGCUGAAGGAUUAGCGGACAUUGUUGAUCCAACAAUAUUUCAACAAAGAGAAAUAUUGGAGGAGGCAAGCUCAAGUACCAGCAACACUCGGAGUCAGAGCUCUCCUGGAAGUCAAAAAAUUCAAGAAUGCUUGAUUUCACUACUUAAGGUUGGAAUCGCCUGUUCAGAAGAACUGCCGACAGAUCGAUUGGACAUCAAGGACGUUGUUCCUCAGUUACAUGCAAUCCGUAGCACUCUUCUUAAAACCAGAGUUCAUUGGGGCAAUAAACUAGUAUUGUUGGUCAUCGCGAGAAGGUACCUAAGGUCGAAUUGGUCUUGAAGACUUGUUGAUGCUGCAUAUUCCUUGCCAUAUUACUGAUACUACCGUAUGCUUUAAUUUCUGUUUUUGGCUUCUUUACAUUUCAUUAUGUCUCAAUCUACAACUAUCCUGAUAAGUGUAUUCAAAUAAGGCCAUGCCUUGCAAUGGUUAUCCUGUCUUAAACUUCCGAAUUCUGUAGUUGGCUCGUACCUUUUAGCCUCUUUGGCACUAGUCUACAGAAUUUCGUCUUAAUGUGAAUUCUGCUGUUAGUCUUUCUGUUAUG
Rhododendron vialii is the source of this 3784-nucleotide messenger RNA. Its product is annotated as probable LRR receptor-like serine/threonine-protein kinase At3g47570. The record is from RefSeq and is a predicted model, not a curated record. Gene Ontology annotation, biological process: protein phosphorylation. The coding region runs from base 1 to 3522 and encodes 1173 amino acids. The transcript is spliced from 4 exons. NCBI's taxonomy places the organism in Eukaryota, Viridiplantae, Streptophyta, Magnoliopsida, Ericales, Ericaceae. Gene Ontology annotation, cellular component: plasma membrane. Gene Ontology annotation, molecular function: ATP binding; protein kinase activity; protein binding.